AUGCAAGAGGCCGCGCAGGGACAGGUAGAUGGAGUCCCCUCUACCGCCAGGUUCUCUUCAGAUUACUUUGAAUGGCAGACUCAGGACGCGCACUCGAAAGUGCCGGCAGACAGCAUCGUCACCAUAAUACAAGGCACAGAAUCAAACCAACAGGAGGAAGACAGCCUGCUCUACGUCAAGCAUGAUGAAGACGGGAAAUCCGCCCGUCUAGAGACACUGAAACUGUCUGGCCUCUCAUCCUUGACCAGAUACCCGUCCUUCUGCCAUGGCCGGCCUUCUCAUCUCGCAGCCGGCGUCCGGCUUCAUGUCAUCGUCUCGAGACUGUCCGGCACUCAGAAAGCCUCGUCUUUCUUCCAGCAGGCAGUCAAGCCGUUGCUCUCGCGGCUGAAGCUAGACGGCAGCUAUACGGUCCAUGAAACUGAGUCGGCGGAGACGAUCACUCGCCUGGCAAGGACCGUCUUCCUCCCCCAGGCGCUGGCCGGAGUUCAGCAGACAAUCAUCCUUAUGUCUGGUGAUGGCGGCCUUGUCGACCUUAUACGCGUCCUAUCGGAAGCUCCAUGGGGUUCUUCUUCUACCUCUAUGCUUGUCAGACCCGUUGUCUGCCUUGUUCCGAUGGGAACGGGCAACGGGCUGGCCAAUUCUACGGGUCUGCUGGCUGACUCUACCCUGGGGCUGUCAAAUCUGGUACGAGGCUCACCCGCAGACCUCCCAGCCUUCUGUGUGAGAUUCCCGCCUGGCUCAAUGUAUGUGACGGAUGAAGGACGAGGGAGAGAGCCAGUGGCCUCGACGGGAGAGCGGGCAGAUGUAUACGGGGUGGUGGUCGUGAGCUGGGGUCUCCAUGCUUCGUUGGUGGCAGACAGUGAUACCGCUGAGUACAGGCGGUUCGGGGUCGACAGGUUCAAGAUGGCUGCCCAGGAACUGCUUCAGCCCGCAGACGGAAGUGCCUCUCAUAGCUACUCCGGUUCCGUUAUCCUCGUUAAAGCUGACGGGGAAGAAGAAGUGGUCGACAGGCCAUCGCAUAUGUAUGUGCUCAUUACGCUGGCCUCGCAGCUUGAAAAGGGGUUUACCAUCUCGCCCGCCUCAGCACCGCUUGAAAAACAGCUGCGCAUCGUGCACUUUGGCCCCGUAUCACCAGAGAGAGCCGGCGAACUGAUGGCACUGGCCUACCAGGGCGGCAAGCACGUUAACCAGCCAGAGGUUGCCUACGCCGCCGUCGAGGCCGUCAGGAUUCGGGUGCAGGAGCUGGACGAGCGCUGGCGAAGGGUCUGUGUCGACGGGAGGAUCAUCCUGCUGCCUGACACUGCCCUCGGAUCCGAAACCAGUCAAGAUGAAGCCAUCCAAAUUCGACUUUCGCAACGCAAGUUUUGCCAGCUGGUGACACAAUUGGAAGAUUUGAGCUCGAGCGCAGACAGACAAGUGCGAGAGCAGAUGCUGGUGACUCCCCGGACGUACUCGCUCUCGCAGACUCCCAGCAACGGCGUCUCCCUCUCGCCUGAAGACCAUCCGACCUUUCGUACCCUGCGUGGCUGGAGUGUGCCUCCUGCUGAGACCCGGCGGGCAGCGGAGAUGCUGCUCGUCCACCAGGCCGGCAGCCUCAAGGUUGGCGAGGUAGCGAGGUACACCCUGACCUAUACGCCCUCGGCGGACCGCAUCCUGCCCACGCCCGCACAGCUCUAUGUCAAGCUCCGCAACACCGCCGCCACUCCGCUGCGUGCUGCCUACCUUCACGGCCCCUAUGCGCUACACGUCUCUUGCCGUCCAGCUGCCUUUGAUCCCAACUGCAAGUUUGACCAACAUGAAGCCGACGGCCUGCCGCAGUUUGAGCCCAACCUGAAGCCGGGAGGAGCUUGGGAUGCCGUCAUACAAGUACCCGAACAUGUCCGGACUUCGUCUGCUGCGUCUUCCACAACGGGUGUGACCUGGAUAAUAGAGAUAUCGUCGGAGAUCAUCUUUUCCUCUACGGCUUCGGUACAGUACGAGCUUCUGGUGGGCCGUGAUGCUGCUUCUAUCGAGCUGGGAGCUCCCACCAUGGCCAACUUGCCUCCUCCCGGCCAGCUUCGAGACCAUGUCAUACCGGGGCCCUUGAAGAAACAGCAGCGUGAAAGACCAGGCCGAGUGCCAGGAGUAUAUUCAGAAUCUAUUAAGCUACGGGUAGAUGACACCACCAGCUUGUGGAAUCUGCCGCCUUUCCCUUCUUCGACAGAGAGUAGUAGCAAUAUCUCUACCUCGGAUAGUCCGGAGGGAGUUUCUUCUCCUCCACAAGAUCAGCCGAAGAAGAAACGCAAGAAGAUACAUUUUGUUCUCCUGACGCAUGGACUACAUAGUAACCUUGGUGCUGAUAUGCUCUACCUCAAGGAGAGCAUCGAUGCUGCCGCAAAGCAUGCCCGAGAAGAGGCUAGAAAACGAAAGAAAAAUCCAAAUAAUGCGGAUUCUACUGAAAAUGACGAAGAUGACGAGGAAGAUGUGAUUGUCAGAGGAUUCCCUGGAAACGCAGUGAGGACAGAACGUGGCAUCCAAUACCUGGGCAAGCGGCUGGCAAAGUACAUUCAGCUCAUGACAUACCCGGACCAGCCAUAUCUCCCACUAAAGUCCAAGAACAAGCUCAGACGGCCACAGGCUCGCCGGAUGCUUGGAGAUAAUGAAAACCAGAAUUGUCGACAGAGAGAGUAUGCCUAUCAGGUCACUAGCAUCAGCUUUGUAGGCCACUCUCUCGGCGGCCUCGUUCAGACAUAUGCCAUUGCAUAUAUACAGAAACACUGCCCAGAUUUUUUUAACUACAUCAGACCUGUCAAUUUCGUCGCCUUCGCUUCUCCUUUCCUCGGCCUCAGCAAUGAAAACCCCAUGUAUGUUAAGUUCGCCCUCGACUUUGGACUCGUUGGUCGGACGGGUCAGGAUCUCGGCCUGGCGUGGAACGCUCCUUCGAAGGUCCGCAGUGGAUGGGAAGCCAUGAUAGGAGGAUUGGGAAGUGAUGCCAAUCGUACUCAGGCCCAGGACCCGGGAUCAAAGCCACUUCUCCGUGUCCUGCCCAGUGGGGCUGCCCAUGAAGUGCUGAAACGAUUCAGGAAUCGUACCAUAUAUUCCAAUGUUGUCAACGAUGGCAUCGUCCCCCUACGUACAUCCUGCCUUCUCUUCCUUGAUUGGAGAGGCCUCGAAAGGGUAGAGAAAGCAAGGCGUGAGAAUGGACUUGUCGGAACUGUAGCUGAAUGGGGAUGGGCCCAACUGACCGGGCUCAACUCAAGUGCGCGCGCUGUUGCCCGUGCCCCUGGAUUGGCAGAAGACAAGGCCCAGGAGAGUAGUAGCAAAACGGACGCUCAGUCUCCUCGCUUAACAUCCCGUCCAGCCAGCGGAGAGAGCUCACCUGGACUGCCCCUUGCCGGUCAGUACUUGCAGACAGAAAGUGACCCGGCCCUAGCUUCGCCGCAGAGGUUAAGUCCAACCAGCCCGCCUACGUCUCCUGCAUCUCCCGGCCCCGUCAACAGCUUCUUCUCCUUUUUUCGACCGCAAAAGAAGAAUAAGGGCCAGAAGAUAUACAAACGGUCGCAGACUCUCCAUGUUGAAACACCAGGCAAAGAGACCGCACCCACGAGUAAGCCUGAAUUGACUUCGGCUCCAGUGAGAAAGGCCCUUGUCCGGGGCGACUCGCUGUAUGAUGAUGAAGACGGUUGGUAUACCCCCCCAAGGACGACCAUCCUCGAGUCAGCCGGCGACGUACUUAGCCCGCCCCUACCUCCGCUUGAGUACCUUAUAGACCCGUCCUCACGACCUAGAACUAUUUUCCACGAUCGGGUCUACCACCCUGAUGAUAUCCCUCCCCCUCCACCAACGAGGCCUCGAACUAUCUUCCGCUCGUCAAGUAAUAAUAUCAGCCGAAGUGCCUCAAUGGAGCAUCCUGCCUCACCGUCAGGUGCCGCUGAGAGUAGCAAAACACCCACAGAACUUCCUCAGAAGGGCAGCAGUGGCAUGAAAGUAGAGGAGAAGAUUGCACGGGCUUACCAUCGUGAUCUCACAUGGCGGAAAGUCCUUGUCCGCCUAGAACCGGAUGCCCAUAACAAUAUUAUCGUCCGCCGCAUGUUUGCUAAUGCCUAUGGCUGGCCCGUUGUCAAGCAUUUCGUUGAUACUCACUUUGGCUAUACUGCCUCUGCCCGUGAAUCAGACGAUCAAGAGUCUCGAGAGGAUAGGGCAAAGCCGAUGAAUGAGCCAGCAACUGAUCAGGGAGAAGAAGUUAUGGGCCAGCAUGAUUUACCACGUUGCCAGACAUCGCCGAAUAUUAUACAGGAUAACGCACCCUCGAGCCCCAGCGGCAAGAAAUCCCUCGAGCCCCAGUCAGAUUCCCCGCCGCAAAUGCAGAAUAGUCCAAGAUUAGAGCUGAAUGAGCCUACACCACCGCUUGAGCGAAAUUUGAGUAGUCUGAGCGUGAACUCAAAGACUUCGCAGACUGACUCUGCCAAAUGGACGGAUACAUACCUCGAAGACGACGGUCAUGACGAUGAGUCUGCUGAAGAUGAUAUUGAGCAUUACAAGAAACAUGACGGCAUUCGAGCUUCAGACUACUUAGAAGCUAGCACUCCAAGGCUGGGCAGCUCGGAAGCUCAAUCGCCCGUAUCAUAA
Messenger RNA from Nannizzia gypsea CBS 118893, 4608 nucleotides. Its product is annotated as glycogen synthase kinase mutation revertant. Lineage: Eukaryota; Fungi; Ascomycota; Eurotiomycetes; Onygenales; Arthrodermataceae. The transcript has 3 exons. Bases 1 to 4608 code for a protein of 1535 amino acids. Gene Ontology annotation, molecular function: monoacylglycerol lipase activity; kinase activity. The record is from RefSeq and is a predicted model, not a curated record.